This is a messenger RNA of Schistocerca americana (American grasshopper), 489 nucleotides long. RefSeq lists its product as uncharacterized. The coding region runs from base 1 to 489 and encodes 162 amino acids. The record is from RefSeq and is a predicted model, not a curated record. Lineage: Eukaryota; Metazoa; Arthropoda; Insecta; Orthoptera; Acrididae. The transcript has 2 exons.
AUGGACACGGUAGUGAAAAAGGAAGCAGAGAAAGUUAUUACAGAAGAUAUCACUGAAGAAGACACAGUAGUGAAAAAGGAGGAAGAGAAGGUUAUUAGAGAAGAUAUCACUGAAGAAGCGGAAAAACCAGAAGAAAAAGAAAAAACAGUUCCAUCUGAAAAACCCGAAGAAAAGACAAAGGAUGAUGUAAAACCAGUGUCAAAGGACACAGUAGUCAAAAAGGAAGAGGGGAAGGUUAUUACAGAAGAUGUCACUGGAGAAAUGAAGAAACCCGAAGAAAAAGAAGAAACUGUUCUACACGAAAUACCUAAAGAAAAGGCAAAGGAAGCUGAGAAACCAGCUUCAAAGGACGCAGCGCUGAUGAGGGAAAAGGAGGAGGUUAUUACGGAAGAUAUCACUGAAAAAGUGAAGAAACCAGAAGAAAAAGAGGAAAUUAUUCCACAUGAAAUACCCGAAGGAAAGGUAAAGGAAGCUGAGAAACCAGUUUAA